CUCCUAGCCACAGAGAUGGAUGACAUGCCAAUGAUGAAAAAUGACACGACGAUGAUGAAGAUGAAGAUGAAUAGCUUCUAUUGGGGCAAAGAUGCCAUAGUCCUCUUCUCUAACUGGCCAAACCACAGUCUUGGCAUGUACAUCUUAGCCCUCUUCUUCGUCUUCGUUCUCGCCAUUCUUUCUGAGCUCCUUUCUAAUCAGCCAACCCUAAAACGUGGGGCUAGCCCUCUCCUGGGAGGCUUCUACAAGGCUGUUUUCCAUUUCUUUCGUACCAGCUUCGCUUAUUUGGUCAUGCUCGCUGUUAUGUCCUUCAACCUCGGCAUCUUCAUAGCUGCUGUCGCUGGCCACACCUUGGGAUUCUUCAUCUCCAAGUAUCGAGACAUUGACCAGGCCAACACAGAACAGAAUAGGUCCUCCAUUAUUACCCAGAAAAUCUAAAACACUACUUUAAUUAGCAGAAAUCCAUGUGUCACAGUACAUUGUGAUUUUCUUGUUUUGUUUUCCUUUUCCAUCGCAGGUGCUUCUUGGCUAGUUAAUUUGUGAAUUAAGCUUGAUUUCUCUAGCAAUCUUUUGGUUUAAUUUCGUUGGUUUGUGCAUUGUUUUCUGGGUUAUCUUAAGGAUGUCAUAUCAGCACGAAA
Prosopis cineraria is the source of this 638-nucleotide messenger RNA. RefSeq names its product copper transporter 2-like. Gene Ontology annotation, cellular component: plasma membrane. The record is from RefSeq and is a predicted model, not a curated record. Gene Ontology annotation, biological process: intracellular copper ion homeostasis; copper ion transmembrane transport. Gene Ontology annotation, molecular function: copper ion transmembrane transporter activity. NCBI's taxonomy places the organism in Eukaryota, Viridiplantae, Streptophyta, Magnoliopsida, Fabales, Fabaceae.